AUAAUCAGGAAGUUAUUUAAAGACCUCGACAACACGCUGAUUUGUUUUGACACCGGACAGAGGGAAGAAGACAGGAGCUGUGGAGAGAUAGCUGAAAGACACGGCGUCUUCAGUUGUUUACCUGAAACUAAAAUGUGCACAUGUGUCCGACUAUGGCUUCUCCUCCUGGUUCUUCACACACUGACCCUCGCUGCUGUCGCGAGAAGAGAGAGGAGAAAUGUCCUCUUCAUUAUGGCAGAUGAUUUGCGGACAUCAUUGGGCUGCUACGGAGACUCUGUGGUAAAAUCACCAAACAUUGACCAGCUGGCUUCCAAAAGCCAAGUUUUUCUGAAUGCAUAUGCACAGCAAGCUGUGUGUGCUCCCAGUCGUACAUCCAUGUUAACUAGUCGCAGACCAGAUACAACCAGGCUCUAUGACUUCAAAUCCUACUGGAGAGUCCAUUCUGGAAACUACACCACUCUGCCACAGUACUUUAAAUCUAGAGGAUACUUCACCACGUCUGUGGGCAAGGUGUUUCACCCAGGUAUCGCCUCUAACCACUCCGAUGACUACCCGUACAGCUGGUCCAUCCCUGCCUACCACCCAGCUUCAUUUCGAUUUGAGAAACAAAAGAUGUGUAAAGGAGAAGACGGUGAACUCCACGCCAACUUAUUGUGUGCAGUGAAUGUGACAGAGCAGCCUGGGGGAACCCUACCUGACCUGGAGUCCACAGAUGAGGCAGUGAGGUUACUGAAGACUUUGGCCAAUGACGAUGUUCCUUUCUUCUUAGCCAUUGGCUUUCACAAACCACACAUACCCUUCAGGAUACCACAGGAGUACCUGAGCCUGUAUCCCAUAGACCAAAUGACCUUGGCUCCUGACCCUGAUGUCCCUAAAUCCCUUCCUCCUGUGGCCUACAACCCCUGGAUGGAUGUGAGAAAGAGAGAUGAUGUCCAAAAAUUAAACAUUAGCUUUCCAUAUGGACCAAUGCCGAAAGACUUCCAGCUGCGUGUCCGUCAGCACUACUAUGCUGCUGUGUCAUAUAUGGACGCUCAGGUUGGACGACUGCUCAGUGCUCUGGAUGAGCUCGGGCUGGCUGACAACACUAUGGCGGUGUUCACCUCAGAUCAUGGUUGGUCGUUAGGAGAACACGGUGAAUGGGCUAAAUACUCAAAUUUUGAUGUGGCGACACGUGUCCCUCUUAUCUUUUACGUUCCUGGUGUCACCACACUUCAUGAUUGGCUGGGAGAGUCUGCUUUCCCCUUUAUUGAUGUCUUAACCAAAUCAAACUACAGCUUUCAGAAUGCCAGAGUUAUAAGAAACGUGGUGGAGUUGGUGGAUGUUUUUCCUACAGUCUCCUACAUGGCCGGCCUCAGAGCACCUGAACCUUGUGCUGAUGUUUCUUUCCAGGAGGAGCUGUGUACAGAGGGAGACAACCUGGCCCACACUUUCCGACACAGAGAAAGGGGAGAGGAUGAGGAGGCGAUAUCUUUUAGCCAGUACCCUCGACCUGCUGAUGCACCACAGGUGAACUCUGACCUCCCUGACCUUAAAGACAUAAAGGUCAUGGGUUACUCUCUACGCUCCUGGGACUAUAGAUACACUCUCUGGCUGGGAUUCAACCCUAAAACAUUUCAGGUAAAUGUUUCUGAUGUCCAUGCUGGAGAGCUGUACAUGUUAGCAGACGACCCCGGCCAGGACAAUAACAUCUACAGUGACUCUGAUCACAGUGUGAUGAUGAAGAAGAUGGCCAGUCUGCCUCAUACUGUGAGUCUGCAGAUGAGAAUGAAGCUGCAGCUCCUCUACCUCACAGCAGGGAUGAAAACGAAGAGAGGGAAGGCGUGAUGACGGGAAUAAAGUACAACAGAUGGACGGACAGGGACAAGUACAAAGGGAAGACAGACAGAUGGAUGGAAAACCUUAAAAAGGGAGAAUGCCUUGAAUCUUUCUUUUAAUAUAAUGCAUACUUGAUUCAGUAAUCUCUGGUAUCACCAUUAAUCUUUCAAGCUCAGCUCUUCAGGCUAAUGUUCCAUGUUCAGAGCUCAUUGGCAGACAGACCUGGAUUCAACACGAGCGAAGUGAAUAAAAAAAGCGCUUGUGCUGUUAGUUUGAAGACAUUUCACCCUUUGAUUUUUGACGAAGAGAAAAAUCCACACAUGUGCAGAAACUUGUGACUGGUUCAUCCUCCUCCGGCUAAACAGAACUUCCAGUGUUUUCAGUGACUGGCCUUUUUACACCUGCCAUUCACAUCUGUAAUUACUGACUUGCAUGGAGGAAAUGUCAGUCUGAUUUUGAAUGGCUCAAAUUUUAGGAGUAGGGGAGAUUUCUGAUUAUCUACGGUAGUUAAUAGAAUGGUUUGACAUUUUGGAAAAUACACUCAUUCGCUCUCUAUUCAAGAGUGAGAUGAGAAGAUUAAUAUCACUCACGUCUGUAUGCUAAAUAUGAAGCUAGAACCAACAGCUAGUUAGAUUAGCUUAGCAUAAAGAAAAAGCAGAAAAGUGAAAACAUGUCCAGUUUCUAGGAAAUUGCUACGCUUCUUUCAGCACGCAACUCCCUGAAAAUCAAAACAUUUACAUUUCAGCGCAGAUUUAUUUAACUGAUAACCAUAUUAAUUAGUAGAAUUUAGAGAUGGACAUCUUAAAUUUUGGACAGAGCCAUGCUAGCUGUUUCCCUCCUGGUUUGAGUCUUUAUGCAGAGCUAAUUGUUAGAUGGCUCAUAUUUAGCGUACACACGCUUUAGAUACGUGAUAUAGAUCCUCUAGUCUAACUGUCAAAUCUCAAUAAGGAAACCCAAAUUACCCAAAAUGUUGAACUGUUCCUUUAACUCAUCGAAUUCACAAGUGCACAGACGCCUGAGCAGCUGAACCACUUUCCAGGCAACUUUACAAAACAAACAUUAGGAUGCAUGGACUCUUGAUGGACAGCUCUGUUGGGCUGUGAGUUCACUACCUCCUCUGCGAGUUAUUACAUCACAUUUUACAAGCUGUUAUCUGAUGGGAAGACUUUUCAUCUGGAGGAAUAUUGAGGAAACCUGAGGAAUUAGCUCUUUUGAUUAAUAGCGACACCAGUUUCCCUUUUUGGAACGAGUGCUCUUCACUGGGCUAUUGAUCAUUCAGUCUGCUGCAGGUGUAGUCUCCACUUUGAACUACAACAGCUAAAAAGGACUUGCAGUUUUGUACUGUAGUGUUGAGCAAAAUGACAUUUCUAUUUGUUGUUGAUGUUACUUGCAGCUAUUUGCCUCUCUCCUUGUAAACAGUCAGUUCAGAUCAAUUUGUGGGCCUGAAAUGAAGUGUGUAAAAGCUACCCAUACUAAUUCAAUGCAAAUGAAACUGAGUAUUUUAGUGCUGUUCCAAUGCAUGAACAUUUCGUGCUGUGGUAAUUUAGAAGAAAGCAAUUUCAGCUUGAAUUCCAGGUUCAGCAAUGAAUCAAAGGGAUUUGGUUUGACAACUUUUAUUGUAGGCUGCUCUGGCUUCAUGUUAAUGGGAUACAGUUGAAUCGUGUAAUCAGUGGGGCUCUAUCAUAUGUCAGGAUGCUGAAGGAAAGAAAUGUUUCCUGUCAUCAAAUGGUGCAAAUCAUCAUUCAGAGAAUUUUAUUUCCUUCCAGGUUGGCUUCAUUGCAUUUGUGGCAGUUUUUCCAGUGCUUUGCUUUUGUUCCUGUGUCCUCUAACAUACCAAUGUCUCGAAAAAUGAAUAUAAUCAGUAUGAUGUAUUGUCCAUACAGAUACUGACCAUGGAGAAAUGAAGUUGAACCUUCCUUGAGUUUGUUUGCGUCAGAGCAUCCGUCAGCUUGAGCUCCAGCUUUCUGAAGGGAAAAUAAAAAAUAAAUGCUGUAGAAAUAAUUCAACUCUUGAGCUUGGCAAGGACACGUUAAUAUAUUUGUCAGUUUUGAUUGGUUUGUAAUAAAAUAUUUUUGUACAAUGCACACAGAAAAA
Messenger RNA from Seriola aureovittata, 3909 nucleotides. RefSeq names its product iduronate 2-sulfatase (gene ids). The record is from RefSeq and is a predicted model, not a curated record. The coding region runs from base 133 to 1824 and encodes 563 amino acids. The transcript has 13 exons. Gene Ontology annotation, molecular function: iduronate-2-sulfatase activity. Lineage: Eukaryota; Metazoa; Chordata; Actinopteri; Carangiformes; Carangidae.